AGCCAAUGCAGGCUGUACCGUAGUGGCUGAGCCUGUAGCGCUUGCAAGGGCAGCUCGCAAGCUUGCUUUCUUUGUCAGCAAGGCAAGUGGUUUCUUUGAUUGAAGGCCACUAUGCAAGCAAUUGUGGCCUUUGAUUCCCAGGCGGCUGCAUUUGCAAACGCUGUAUGGCGCCAAACAUCUGCACAUUCUGCCUUUGCUGACAGCAAGGCUGCUCAGCGUUGCUCAUACAGCAUUGCAACGACAGCAAAAAGCAAUGCAAGGUGCUCAAAAGUGACAUCAGAGUCUGUGAGUCAGUUUCUGCACUCGGGAAGCUGCUCAAAUGCUGCAGCAGACUUUUGCGGUGGUGUUUUGUUGAAAUACUUGCAAUGCUGUGGAAGAAAGAGAUGCUCAACUCCAGGCCAUGCAAUCAGGGCUGGGACGAACGUUGAAGAGCCAAUGUACGAAGAUGGAGAUCUGUAUGAAGCACCUGAUGCUUACGGUGGUUGGAAGGGCAUCCGGAAGAGUCCAUUGACGGAGGCCUGGGAGAAGAGAGGGAAGUUGGUGACUGUUGCGGGAUAUGAGUGGUUUGUUGUUGACGAAGGUCCUGAAACAGGACCUCCGAAAAGCACUAUCCUCCUGUUGCCUGGCCUUCCAGCGCACUCGUAUUCCUUCCGGGAAGUGAUCCGUCUGCUUUGCGAAGCGGGUCACCGGGCAAUCGGCUUCGACUGGCCCGGCUUCGGACUGUCCGACAAACCAAGCCCCAAGACGUUCGGCUACCGCCCGACUGACAUUUUGGACGGUUUGGAAGGGCUAGUAGUGGCGCUGGGACUGGAGAAAGUCACGCUCGUGGCACAAGGCUUCUUGGGCGGAACGUCGGGGAUCCAAUACGCGGCAGCUCAUCCCGACCACGUGGCAAAGCUGGUGAUCAUGAACGCUCCUUUGCGAGAAGACUGCAGACUACCGAAGCCCUUCCAGCAGAUGACGCUUCCAUUCAUUGGCGCCGCUUUUGCGCAAGAUCCGACGCGUCUCGCGGACCUGAGCUUCAACUCUUCCGGACCGUACGAAAUGUCCGAAGACGACUUGCAGGUGUAUCGGCAGCCGUACAUGGAGUCUUCGGACGCGGGCUUCGCAGCGCUUGCAGCGGUAAAGAACCUAGACUUGAAAAAUGACGUGGCACGCUGCCGAGCGCUGCUGACGUCAGACGCCUAUCGGACGCCAACUCUCCUGACCCUCUGCAGUCAAGACAAGUGGCUUUCUCAGCCGUCCGAUCUGAUCGCAACCCUGAACGGACGGCCGUGGUUCUCGACGACCGUUCUCGACGGUGCUGGCCACUUCGCUCAAGAAGAUUGGCCUGAAAAGGUCGCCGCUGCUAUCCGACGCCUUUGAAAGCGGUGAGCCCAUCUUGUCACUCGAUCAGAAGCAGUAUUGACGUGGAAAUCCAAAUCGCCCAUCAUUUGACCAAAGUAAAUGGAGACACGUGGCGGUAGGCUGGGAACAAACGCACUUUGCAGUAUUGACAGAGCAUAUGCUCGAUCGGCCUUCUGCCGUUGUUUUGUCUGGCACUGUGCUCUGGUUCGGAUUUUCUG
Molecule: messenger RNA, 1565 nt
Organism: Klebsormidium nitens
Lineage: Eukaryota; Viridiplantae; Streptophyta; Klebsormidiophyceae; Klebsormidiales; Klebsormidiaceae
Source: the annotation of a GenBank genome assembly